Molecule: messenger RNA, 2624 nt
Organism: Sus scrofa (pig)
Lineage: Eukaryota; Metazoa; Chordata; Mammalia; Artiodactyla; Suidae
Source: RefSeq, a predicted model, not a curated record
GAGACGGGGAAUGCGACACAGGGGCAGGGAGAGGGGAGCCAGGCAAAUUCACGACAUCGCCAAGUGCAUGUCCACGGAAGGUGGCAGGUCCUGGAGCAGGGACACCUGUGAGGGUGCUGCCUCAUCAGGCGGACGCAAGUGCCUGGCGUUUUCUAAAGUGGGCAGCACCCAUCACCCGUGUGAGGACGAGGCUGAGCGGGAGGAGGAAGGAAGCAGACGGGAGCUGCCGCCGUCACAGGGCUGUGUCACCAGGACGCGCGCAGGCCGCCUGGCUCGAAACCAGCACAGCGUCCUCUCCAGCCUGGUGCUGGGGGGCCACCUUGCAGGCAGCACAGUGACCCAGAGCACUGGUCAUGUCGGGAAGUGUCCGCCUGCCCCAGUGACAAGGCAGCUGGUCACCGUCGUCACAGCCUGGUGUCCCAGGGGGUGUUGGCGGGGGUGGCCGUCCUGCCCUGUGCGGGUCCCCUCCCUGCUCCUGCAGGAAGGCCCUCCCUGCCGCCCCACACCUGUGACCCGUGCCAGGCCCCCUGCAGGCCAGCCCUCCUGGCACAGCGCCUGGUCCUGCCUCCUCCCCUGCGGUCGCCGGCUUCCCUUCCUGCUCUGGUCUCGAGAGUGUCAGAAUCGGGAACAGGCCCCCCCCCAGCCUGUCUGGGGAGAGGGCCUGAGAACAAUGGCUUGGCUCCCACCGUCCGCACAGGGUUGGGCCGGGCUGUCUUUCCAGUCACCCAGCUCUCUGCUCACUUCCUUCCCGAGAAGGAGGAACUUGGGCGGCAGGCAGUGUGCAGACCAGGAUUCCAGGAAGGGCCCUCUCCGCAGCCCUGCCCCGAGGCAGUCCACGAGGGCCGGCCCUGCUCCAGUGCCUCGGGGGCCGCCUUGGUGGUGCUGGACGCUCCACCGCCCACGGUUCUCUAACGAAAGCUGCCACAUUCUCCCCAAGUGGCAGGAUCACUCCACUUUCUGGCACCCCCCAUCACCUGCUGCCGCCCCUCAGUUCAAGGGCUCAGGAUCAGCUAGGACCCCAGUGUCCUCCUGUCCAGACACCCUGCCCCUGGGACCCUCCUGACAACCCCCGGUCAGGACAGUCCCCCGCCACUGCGCUGCCCGCCGGGCUCCUCUCCAUUCCUCUUCCUUGCCCCCACCCUGACCGGCUGCCCGGCCACUGCUCUGCCUCCCGUCUCCGCCAGGCAGACCUCCAGACGCACACUGGCUGGUUUGGCGACCCCCCCCCCCACGCUUUUCCCAGCCUCCGAAACCACCCCGUUUCCUUCGGUGCAGUGCCCACGCCGGGCCUCUCCCCAGACCCUUCAUCAGAUGAGACGUCAGGAGGGCCCCAACCGCCUGUCCCGCCUCUCCCAGAGGACCACCCCAGGGUCCCUGGGUGGGCUCCGGCUCCGUCCAGCCCGGCCGUGCCACUUCCGAGGGGUCCUGGUUCUGGCCCGCCCCUCCCCCUUCUGGUCAGGGCCCUCGUUCCUCCCAGGGCAGCUUUUAGGAGCCAGAGCCCUGUGCUGCCCCCCUCCCUCCACACGGCCCACUCCUCGCUCUCGGGAGCCUGGCCUGUGGUUGCUUCUGUCUUGCAGCAGGUGCGCGCGUGUCCUGUGGACCCAAGACUGCUUGGUCCACAAGCAGGGGCAUGCCUGGCACGUGCGGGCGUGCUGCCACUGGGUUCACAGUGAUGCCGGCAGCAGGGCAGUUGAGACCCUGGGUGUUGGCGGGGGCGGGGGGGCUGUGGGAGGCCCACGCGCCAGGAGGCUGGCUCUGCAGGCCGGGCACUGGCCCUUGGCCCAGGUUGUCUGAGACGGUUCGGUCAUAACUCUGUCCCGCUUUUCCCGUGAGAGCGUUCAUUCCUGCUCGGAAACUGACUUGCAGCCCGCUCUUUCUAGCGGCUUCGAUCACACCCGGGAAGCAGCAGCCCUCACAAGCUGCGCUGCCCGCUCCCCCGCUCUCCCGCCUGGUCCUGGCAAGGCUCUGGUGGAGCGUGUGUUCGGCCGGGCUUGUUGGAGGAGGCGGGGAGGGCGUUACGGCGCCGGGGAGGGUCCUUGGAGGGCGGAGGAGGGCAGCCUGCGGGAGGGCUGUGCGGCAGCUCCAGCCCGGGUGCAGAGGGCCCUGCGGGGCGGAGCUGAGCGGAGAGCAGCGCCCCGGGGAGGGGCGGGCGGGGGGCGCUCGGCGGACUUGGAACCUCGCCCCUGACACUGAGGCAUCUGCUCCUGGCCUCCCUCGCUCCAGCACGUCACGGAGAGGCCGCCUCGAGAGAGGCUGGAGCUCUGUGGUCACGCUUCAUCGCGGAAACUUCAGAGGGCCGGGCAGUCGGGCAGGUCGCGAUGCACCAGCUGGCCCGCGGGGGCUGGGAGGGGCGCUGCGUCGCGCGUGACGGGGCCGAGCCCUCCCUGCCCACUUGUGCUGGGGGGGCCCCGGGGCCGAGGGAAGCCUUUGAGGGAACAGGUCGCGGGCACCACUUCUGCAGCACAGAGGCUCCCUUCUCUAGAGGGAAGCCAGGCUGAGGCUCCAAGGCCAGAGGUUCACGGUCAGAAGAGCUGGCGUCCACUUGCGGCACUUGGCUGCGUCGCUGCCAUCGGCCUCCGCGAGCUGGUGGGGUGACCUGUGGCUGGCCCCUCAGGAGGACGUGG